Molecule: messenger RNA, 11103 nt
Organism: Bombina bombina (fire-bellied toad)
Lineage: Eukaryota; Metazoa; Chordata; Amphibia; Anura; Bombinatoridae
Product: V-type proton ATPase subunit d 1
Exons: 9
Coding region: 88-1194 (368 amino acids)
Biological process (GO): vacuolar acidification; proton transmembrane transport; vacuolar transport
Cellular component (GO): proton-transporting V-type ATPase, V0 domain; lysosomal membrane; early endosome
Molecular function (GO): proton-transporting ATPase activity, rotational mechanism
Source: RefSeq, a predicted model, not a curated record
UCAUUCUUGCUGCAGACUGCUGCUGUGGUUACGUCACCGAAAUCCUGUGGUGCUACGGUGACAGUCAGCUCGCCCUUAGUCGCCAUCAUGACAUCUUUCUCUGAGCUUUACUUCAAUGUGGAUAGCGGUUACCUGGAAGGGCUGGUUCGGGGUUUCAAGGCUGGGAUACUGAGUCAGGGAGAUUAUCUUAACCUGGUGCAGUGCGAGACACUUGAGGGAAAGCGAUUUCAAGAAUGGCUAUCUGUAAUUCUGUGCUUCAUUUUGCUGACCUUCAAUUUCUGCUGUCUUGUAUGGCAUUUCCGGUUUGAAUAUACCCCCAGCAUCAUUUGUAGCAUAUCUGUAUUUCAUACCAACAGUCUACUGUUUUCUUCUGACAUGGUUGGUGAAUUAAUACACCAAUCUCAGUCACGUUUAACAUUUCAAUUUUUUUCUCUUUUCAGGUACAGCUACAUGAUAGACAACGUAAUCUUGCUUAUCACGGGUACUCUGCAUCAACGCUCUAUCUCUGAGCUUGUACCUAAGUGCCACCCUUUAGGCAGCUUUGAACAGAUGGAAGCUGUGAACAUUGCCCAGACGCCUGCAGAGCUCUACAAUGCCAUUCUUGUUGAUACUCCUUUAGCUGCAUUUUUCCAGGACUGCAUAUCUGAACAGGAUCUUGAUGAAAUGAACAUUGAAAUAAUAAGAAACACACUUUACAAGGCAUAUCUGGAAUCUUUUUACAAGUUCUGUAAAGCAUUAGGGGGCACGUCUGCAGGUGCCAUGUGUCCAAUUCUGGAGUUUGAAGCAGAUCGGAGAGCAUUUAUUAUCACAAUUAAUUCAUUUGGUACUGAGCUUUCUAAGGAAGACCGUGCUAAACUGUUCCCUCACUGUGGCAAGCUGUAUCCUGAAGGCCUGGCGCAGUUGGCUCGUGCUGAUGACUAUGAGCAGGUUAAGACUGUGGCCGAUUAUUAUCCAGAAUACAAACUGCUGUUUGAAGGUGCCGGUAAUAACCCCGGGGAUAAAACACUUGAAGACCGGUUCUUUGAACAUGAGGUGAAGUUAAAUAAGUUGGCGUUUAUAAACCAGUUCCACUUUGGGGUAUUUUAUGCAUUUGUGAAACUGAAGGAGCAAGAGUGCAGGAACAUCGUGUGGAUCGCAGAGUGCAUUGCCCAGAGGCACCGAGCUAAGAUUGACAACUACAUACCAAUCUUCUAAAGAGACCUUACCAACACACAUUCCCGAAACUGUGGUUCCUCUGACCCCCACAGACACUGCCUUGCAGUCCAAUCCAUAGCAUGGGGAAGGGUUGACAACAAUUUCAAGAUGCAAUGAAGUUUAUUGUAGUGAUUGGCAACUGGUUUUGCUAUAUUUAUGGCAGAGUACCACUUUGGUGGUGUUAUAUAUAUCUAUACCCUUUACUUCUGUUUAGGUGUGCUUGUGCAUUGCCUAUCUGGCAGUGAAAAAGUAAAUGCAGAUUAAACCCUUCAACUCUAAAUGAAAAAUUGUAUGUGACAUGAACACUUUCUGUUUUUGUUAACCUAGUCUUUUGCCUGCCUUUACCUUGGUCAGAUAUCAGUGGAAUGAGUAUUUCUGCCCCCAAAAAACACUAGUAUAUGUGCAAAUCUUAAAAUCAAUCUCAUGUGUACAUCAAAUAAUGUAUUUGUACAGAUGCAGGUAUAAGUAUAAAAGUAAAUUUAGAUGUCCAUUUAUACAGAAACACUUAAAUGUAUUUAUGAUUUCUUUUUAAAAUGCCGGUGAUAAAUUGCUCCCACUUGUGUCAAAUAUUGAAAAAAAUAAGCCUUUUUCUUUUUUUGUCUUCUUCUGGUACAACUUUGUUCAGUUUCUCUAACUGGUACAGAUAGUUUGGCAAUAUCAUUAACUGAAAAAUAAUAUUCCAAUGAAGUUUUUGGAAUACACAGACUAAAUUGGUAUUAUCCUUUGAAGGGUAUAUUCUGUUUAUGAGUACAUUGGAUGCAUUGAAACCCGUUGAUUGUGGUUUUCUGUAUAGAUGUAAGACUUUGGCAUAUAAUAUUGUUCUUCUGUCACUGUAUCUUAAUAGAUGUUUACACUAAAAAUGUUACUCUUCGAGAAUUAUCAUCUGGACAUUUCUACAGUGCACUGAAAAAGAAAAUCAAGCCUCAUAAGUGUGGUGUGGUUCAGAGAAGUCAGUUCACUUUUUUGGAAAGAUGCUCAGUUCUUGCUCAUAUGUAUUUGUAAUAUCUUGACAGUUGUAUUUUGUGUAUGUGAACCGCAAGUGAAUGUUGUUUUGUAGACCAAAACCUAUGUUUUCUUAUAAAAAGACUCCAAAAGAGUCUGUAGAAUAAAAAUAUAGUCUCUGCUUUAUUGUGCUUGACUUCAGUUAAGAAAAAGUUUCUUUAUACAACGUGAAGGGGACACCUUAUUUCUUGUUGAAGUGAAUCAGACUUUUACCUAACAAACCAGUUUGGCUCUAAACCAUGCAGUCUGAGAAGUAGUCUGGUCUCUUUCAUCAGAGUUCAGUGUCAAGUAGUGUUCUCCAAAACCAGAUUUUGUGAGUGGCCCAGCAGUGAUACAGUUAAUUAGUGAACCACACCCUGCAGUUAGCAAAAACUACACAAUGCAGACAGCAAGGUAUGGUUACCUUAUUAACUGUUUCACUGCUGGGCCGCUCACAAAAUCUGGCCUUAGAGGGAACACUGGUGUCAAGUGACUUUUUUUCUGGACCUUACACAAAAUAAAUGCACCUAGCUUACUAUGUACUUUGCUAUAAUGUUAGGAUUCAUUUUUUAUUCUAGUUUUCUUCAAUUACUCACUUUGUUAGUAACUAAUCCCCUAGUGUUUUUAUUAGUUAAAGCUCAGAUAACACCCAAGAUGUUGCUGCUGUUCCACAGAUACAGAUAUCAUCUUCGCUCUAAAAAAAAAAAAAAACCUUUAUUGAGAUAUUUGAAAACAUUUUGCAAACUAUUUUUUCAUAAUUAGGUGAUUUCUGAGAUAUUGGUACCAUCCUAAUUGUUUAAUCCAAUAAACACAGUGAUUGCCACGUUACCCUGACAAAAAAAGUAAGUUUAUUGUGCAUAUUUGUAGCUUUUCUGCCCAAAGUAUUGACAUUAGUUUGCUUCCUGAGUACCUGACUUCAAAAGGGCAAUGAUUUAUUUUUAAUCUUUUACUCAUAUUGAGAUAUUUAUCAUAAAAUACAUAAUAAAAGGCUUUGCUACAGCAUCUUCACAGUUUUUAUUUUAGAAGGAGAUCCAAAAUAUGGUAAUCCUAUUGGGAACGCAUCAAAACUAUUUUAACUAGGCUGUGUUUGCAGGUCUUUUAAUUUACUUCUGUUUUAUUAUUAAUUAUAUUUAAUAAUUUAAAAUUUAUUUCUAUUCUCCUGACAUUGUUGAAUUGUGGACGAUAGAUCCAAAAAUAUAUAUCUAACAUAUGGAUGAAAAAUUACCACAGGGAGGUUUUUAAAUAGUACAUACAAUACAAAUUCUCUAUGGUAUUGUGUAGCAUAUUAUUGAAGUACACGUUAAAGGUGUCUCCUGUAGAUAUGGCUACUGCAUCAAAUGAUGCUUUCAGUAAUACAAAUCCAGGAUUUUACCCUGUUUACUUGAACCUGAGACAUUGCUAAUGCAGACAAGAUACAGGAAGGUGAUGUUGCUUGAUCAUAUUAAUGGUACAAAGCUGCAGGGUAUAUCAAAUUGAUUAAAAAGCUAUAUAAAGAAAUAAAUAUGGUAAGUAAUGCAUAUGUACCUAUAGCAGCUUCACUGGAAAACCUUAGCAGUUGGGAUAUUUGUAUUGUAUGUAAUAUCUCAUUAAGAUCAUUUAUUCACAUGUAAGAUAGUUUUGUUACUCAUGAAGAACUUUCUCAUUCAUAGAUGUGGAGAUAUUUACCAAAUGAUGCACUACUAGUUAGCAAGUCUUACAUUGCUUAAGGGGUAAAAAAAAAAAAAAUAUUAAUUAUGUUUUUUGGAUUUUAUGACUAAUAGUUAUUUACUGAAAAAGAGUAUUGUUCUCUUUCUCCACCAACAAUUUAUUAUGGUUUUUGUACCAACCACCCUCCUCAAACAGUGCUAUAGAACAGUUUUCAACUGCAUUGCUAAUGCUCGCUCAAAGUGUAAGUCUUAUUCCUAAAUUUAGUUUAGGUUAACCUUCUUGGUAAUUGAUGUGGGCACAUAUUCUACCUCAUUUUAAAUACUUUUCCAUAGAAUUGGGAAAUAAGGUGAUUUAUCUUCUAUAUGAUUAGUAUGGUGUGGCAAACUGGUGAGAGACAACAGCUCUUGCAUCACUGCACACCAACAGUGUGAACAUUAUCUUGCACUUAAAUGUGUUUCUGCACAAUUAGUAAUUUCAUAAUGUCUCCAUAAACUGAUCAUAUGGUACCACUCAUAACAGCUGUUGACCAUCUUAUUUAGAACUGCUAUUUAUUUUCUUUGUUUUUUUUUUACUGCUAAAUAAAACUUUUUUUUUCCAUUUAAAGGGGAGGAGAGUCCACGGCUUCAUUCAUUACUGGGAAUUAAGAACCUGGCCACAAGGAGGAGGCAAAGACACCCCAGCCAAAGGCUUAAAUACCUCUCCCCACUUCCCUCAUCCCCCACUCAUUCUUUGCCUUUCGUCACAGGAGGAUGGCAGAGAAGUGCCGAAGAUCUGAGUAGUCUUUUAUGGAGGGUAAUACUCUUUGCAUUGGGACUGGAGUUUAAAGUAGUCCUGUCAGCCUCUCAGUGAGAGCCUGGGCAAAAGUUAAGUCCAGAGAUGCAGGGAGAGUCUUUCUGCGAAACCAUCCCGACUCAUAUUAACAGCUCCACAAGCAAUCGGCGUUGAUAAGUUUCGCUGCCUGCUUUCUACACUCAAGUCCAUGUCAGGAGCGAGGCUACUAACCUGUCACACUUGAAGGGCAGCGUUCCUGUUCCACGGUGUAAAUUCUGGUAAUAUUGUUUAAUUUUUUAUUACAUAAUGAUAUCACGGAAGACAGGGUCACAGUGUGAUGCCUUUUAUCUUUAAAGAAUCAAGGGUUAAUAUUCCUGGAAAGGGGAUUAUUGAACAGGGGGGGGUUUAUACAUGAUAUUGUUUGUGUCAUUGCUGCGUUAUGUGCGGGAUGAGGCUCUGGCAAUGUAUGGAACUUUCAGGUUACUUUCAGGAGUAUUGCGCAGCCUUUUUUUGACUCGUUUUUCUCCUUAGUGCAGGGGCGGUCCUGCCAGGCAUUCCAUGGGACUGGGUGUGGCUAUCUCUCUUCCUCUGUUAAUGAGCGGCGCAGGAGACAAAACGGUUUCUGUAGUCCGGGUCAUAGGAGGUGGUGAGUGCCCCGGCCAUUGGAGGUUAUAAAGGUGUCUAUUUAUUAAGUUAAUCUAGUCCGUAAUAAAAGCGCAAGCUAUGGAGGACUCUUACGCAUUAGAGGGUUCUCCCUCUUUAACGAGGUCGCAUUCCUGUGUUUAUUGUGAGGAGGUUAAGACAUUUAAAAGUAAACGGAUGUCUAGUACUACUGAGCCGUCCACCUCUGAGGGUUCCCCGUCCCGUGAGGUGCGUUCCCUGCAUUCGUCUCCAAUUGCACAUGCAGCGCCCCAGGGUCCAACCAUUACUCCUGCGGUAGAGAUUCAUUGGUCGUCAGAUUUUGCGGAUCAACUGCAAACGGCGGUAUUGAAAGUGAUCCAUGCCUUACCACGUUCUGCUAAGCGUAGGGCGUAUCAUGGCGGCCAGGCCCAGGGGUUGUCUACGCCUAUGGAAAUUUCAGAGGCAUUAUACGAUGACGAGGCCCACUCCAUCGUAAUCUAAACCUCCAGCUGCAGAGGAGCCUGACUUUAGGUUUAGCAUAGAGAAUUUGCGCUUUUUGCUGACGCAAGUGCUUGCUACUCUGGAGGUUCCGUAACCGAAGCUUCCGGAGGAACCUGCGAUUCCUAAGCUUGAUAAGGUAUAUGAGGACAGGAUGGUGCCUCUGGCCUUCCCGGUUCCUGUUAAGAUGCCUAAUAUGAUUAAGAAUGAAUGGGAGCAAUUAGGUUCUUCCUUUUCCCCUUCUUCCCUUAAGAAACUGUUCCCCGUUUCGGACUCUCAGCUUGAGCUGUGGGGUACUGUCCCUAAGGUGUAUGGUGCUAUCUCCACGCUCGCAAUGCGGACAACUAUUCCCCUCGAUUAUAGAGCCCAUGGAUAAAAAGUUGGAAAACAUGUUAAGGAAGAUAUUUCAACACACAGGGUUUGCUUUUCAGACGGCGCUGCAACAUAUUAGUGUGAAUCCCUCCAUCGACGAGAUACAGGAUAAGAGUAAGGCGCUGAAGUUUGCUAAUUCUUUCUUCUGUGAUGCCAAUAUGCAAAUUAUUCACCUGAACACUAAGGUGUCAGGUUUUUCCGUUUUAGCUCGCAGGGCUCUGUGGCUAAAGUCUUGGUCUGUGGACAUGACCUCUAAGUCGAGCCUGUUGUCCCUGCCUUUUCAAGGAAAGAUUCUGUUCGGUCCAGGAUUGGAUUUGAUCAUAUCCACGGUUACAGGAGGCAAGGGAGCUUUCCUACCGCAAGAUAAGAAGGCUAAGCCUAAAGGAUCUACUUUUCGUCCCUUUCGUGCGGACAAGGCCCAGCGGCAGCAGCCCGCCGCAAAAGCAGACCAGUCUAAGGGAACUUAAAAGCCGGCUCAUUCUUGGAACAAGUCUAAGAAGAGCAAGAAGCCCGCCGAGACAAAAUCGGCAUGAAGGGGCGGCCCCCGACCGGUCUCCGGACCAAAUAGGGGGCAGAUUACCUCUCUUCUCAGAAGCCUGGUUGCAGGACGUUCAGGACCCUUGGGUUCUGGAAGUUGUCGUCCAGGGUUACAGCAUAGGGUUCAGAUCCCAUCCGCCCAGGGGCAGACUCCUCCUGAUAAACCUGUCUUCAAGACCAAAAAAGAGAGAGAGGCCUUUCUAGAGUGUGUGAGGGAUCUCUCCUCUCUGUUAUCGUACCAGUACCCCAAGCAGAAAGGGGUCUAGGGUACUAUUCAAAUCUUUUUCUGGUUCCAAAGGAGGAGGUCACAUUCCACCCGAUUCUGGACCUAAAGAGUUUAAACAAGUUUCUGAGUGUUCCAUCGUUCAAAAUGGAAACAAUCAGAUCUAUUCUGCCCCUAGUUCAAGAGGGCCGGUUUAUGACCACUAUAGACUUGAAGGACACUUACCUUUUAUGUGCCAAUUCAAAGGGACCACUUCAAGUUCCUAAGAUUUGCAUUUCUGGAGCAACACUUCCAGUUUGUGGCCCUCCCCUUUGGUCUGGCAACGGCCCCUAGAUUCUUCACAAAGGUUAUGGGGACGCUACUUGCAAUGGCCAGAUCCAGAGGCAUUGCUGUGGUGCCCUAUCUGGACGAUAUCUUAGUCCAGGUGCCGUCACUCAGUCUCGCAGAGGAUCAUUCAAGGGCUCUUCUUCUUUUGCUCCAAUCUCACGGUUGGAAGAUUAACUCAGGAAAGAGUUCCCUGUUUCCCAGCAACAGGGUGGAGUUCCUGGGCAUGAUAAUAUACUCUAUGUCCAUGAAAAUAUUUCUCACAGACCAUCGACGCAGGAAGAUUGCGUCCUCUUGUCUUGCCCUUCAGUCCUCCUCAAGCCCCUCGGUGGCUCAGUGUAUGGAGGUGAUCGGGCUCAUGGUUUCCAGCAUAGACGUCAUUCCAUUCGCCAGGUUCCAAUCCAGACCUCCUACAUUGUGCAUGUUGAGACAGUGGAAGGGUGAUCAUUCAGAUCUAUCACAGCAGAUAUCCAUGGAUGCUCGGACUCGGAUCUCCCUCUCUUGGUGGAUCCGUCCGGAGCAACUGUCCAUGGGGACAUCCUUCUUGAGACCGUCCUGGGAGAUUGUGACCACGGACGCGAGUCUGGCAGGAUGGGGAGUUGUUUGGGGUGCCAGGAUGGCACAAGGAAAAUGGUCCCGGGAGGAGUCUCUCUUUCCGAUGAAAUAUUCUGGAACUCCGUGCAAUCUACAAUGCUCUGAAGGUAUGGCCUCCUCUGGGGUCGUUCAGCUUCAUCAGAUUCCAGACCGACAACAUUACCUCGGUGGCUUACAUCGACCAUCAGGGGGGUACGAGGAGCUCCCUAGCCAUAAGCAAGGUGUCUCUGAUCUUGGAGUGGGAGGAGUCUAUAAACAGUAAAAAGAGAGUAGACUACACAAAUAAGUACAGUCUCAAAGUCUAGGAAAACAGCACAUAUAAGAAGGCAAUUAAUAAAAAGAAUAAACUAGACAAGUAUAUAUAGUGCAAAAAAUACUUAAGUGGUUUGCGGAUCUGUUGGGGAUGUCAUCCUCUCCGCCGUGGAGGUUACCCUGUCGCAGGGAUCUGCUGGAACAGGGUCCUUUUCAACAUCAAAAUCUUGAUUCUCUGAGGCUGAUUGCAUGGAGAUUGAACGCCUAGUCUUGGCCAAUAGAGGCUUUUUUGAAAGUGUGUUUGAUACUCUAAUUCAAGCAAGGAAGCCAGUCACUCGUCGCAUCUACCAUAAGGUGUGGAGGACUUGUCCUGGUGUGAGCAGCAUGGAUAUCCUUGGCAUAAGGUAAAGGUAUCCAGGAUUCUGUCCUUUCUCCAAGAUGGUUUGGAGAAGGGUCUUGCCACCAGUUCCUUAAACGGACAGAUUUCGGCAUUAUCAGUCUUGUUGCGUAGGAGACUCGCUGAGCUCCCUGACAUCCAAUCUUUUGUUCAGGCUCUGUCUAGAAUCAGGCCUGUCUUUAGACGGUCUGCUCCCCCAUAGAGCUUAAACUUGGUCCUUAAGGUAUUGUAGAAGGUUCCGUUUGAGCCUAUGCAUUCCAUCGACAUUAAGAUGCUGUCCUGGAAGGUUCUCUUCCUGUUUGCCAUUGCAUCGGCACGCAGAGUAUCUGAACUGGCUGCCUUGCAAUGUGAGCAUCCUUAUCUGGUUUUUCAUGCGGAUAAGGCUGUGCUUCGCACUGGUUUGGGGUUUCUUCCCAAGGUGGUGUCUAACCGUAACAUCAAUCAGGAAAUAGUUGUUCCUUCUUUGUGUCCUAACCCUUCUUCUUCUAAGGAGAGGUUACUUCAUAACUUGGAUGUGGUUUGUGCCUAAGUUCUAUCUUCAGGCUCCAAAGGAUUCCAGACAGUCUACAUCUCUUUUUGUGGUGUGUUCAGGGAAGCGCAAGGGGCAGAAAGCAUCUUCUACUUCUUUGUCCUUUUGAUUUGCUUGGCCUAUGAGACAGCGGGGCAUAAGCCUCCUCAGAGGAUCACGGCUCAUUCAUCUAGAGCUGUGGCUUCUUCUUGGGCCUUCAAGAAUGAAGCCUCUAUGGAGCAAAUUUGUAAGGCGGCUACCUGGUCCUCCUUACACACUUUUAGAAAGUUUUACAAAUAUGACUUUUUUGCUUCUGCAUAAGCUGUUUUUGGGGGAAAGGUUUUGCAGGCUGUUGUGCCAUCAGAUUAGGGUCUGCCUUUUACCCUCCCGUUUUCAUUCAGUGUGCUCUAGAGCUUGGGUAUAUGUUUCCCAACAGUAAUGAAUAAAGCUGUGGACUCUCCUCCCCUUUAGAUGGAAAACAUAAAUUAUGCUUACCUGAUUUCAUUUCCAUCAUGGGGAGGAGAGUCCACAGCUCCCGCCCGUAUCUCCGAUGGACGAACCUAAAUUUAAUUAAUCUUCUGGCACCAUUUAUACCCUGAUAUUUCUCCCUACUGUUCCUUGUUCCCUCGGCAAAAUGACUGGGAGAUGAGGAAAGUGGGGGAGGUAUUUAAGCCUUUGGCUGGGGUGUCUUUGCCGCCUCCUGGUGGCCAGGUUCUUAAUUUCCAACAGUAAUGAAUGAAGCCGUGGACUCUCCUCCCCACGAUGGAAAUGAAAUUAUCAGGUAAGCAUAAUUUGUUUUUUCUUAGAUUUUUUGUUUUUCUAGACAUUUAAUGGAGCAUUAUGUCCUAGUAUUGUGUUCUGUUCAGGAUCUUGUCUGUAAUUUUCCAGCAGUUCAGUGUUUCAAAUGCUUGACUUUAUUGCAUUUGGUUUUGGGGUUGUUGAUUUCUAUUAUAAUUGGUUCAAAUACUAAAGUUACCGUUUUUUUUACUUUCCUGUCGGCAUAAAAAUAGAUUACAAACUUAUUAUUCAAGUUUCAGGUAAAUUAUUGUUGGCUGAGCAAAGAUAGUAAGUCUUUUUUUUAGUAAGAAAACAGUUUUCUGUUUGACUUGUGAUUAUUAUGGCUCAACUCUUCUCCAAGAGCAUCCCGUUAUUAACUAUAAACACACCACAUCUGUAUCCCUGGUUACUUUUGUCUAAUUUGACAAACUGUCUCCUCAUUGUGUCUGAUUUUAAAAAAAAACAGGAUGCAAUAUGGUAGCUUUUGUAGCUGUUAAACCUCUGAUUGACUUUCUUUCUCAGUGCAAUGCAGGAGUGCUCCUACUAUCCAUUUACAGAGUUAAAUCCUUUCAUACUUUGAGCAGAGUGAUAUUCCCUAUAUGUCAGUGUUAAUGAGUAGAUCUUUCAGUAAAAUCAUUUUUGAUGUGCAUUUGUUUUAAAAUAAAUUUUAUCAUCACUGUAUAAAUAAAUCUAUAUGGUAAUAAAAUGUUUACAGAUUUAAGAGUCUGUGAGUAGUGUGAUUGCUCAUAUUUUUGUAGAAAUUAUUUUUUAAUUAUUAUUAUAGUGAAUGUAUAAUUAUGUAUACAUAGCAUAGAGUCUGUGUAUACUGACAAGCAUGGCGUUAAUCAUCCUGCUGUUUGCUUUAGAGGACAGUGUCAUUCUACUUUUAAUUAAUAUGCCCCAUCACAGAGAAAGUAUUCAGUCAUGUUGAUUGUGAUUAUCUUUGUGUUACAGAAGCCCUUGGUAUCAUGGCAGAAAUCAUGUUAUUCUGUUUCCUUAACAUGUUCAAUCAUAGACCUGGCAUUUAAUUCUACAAAAAUUAUAUUAUACUAUGGGGUAUAUUCCAUCCUGCUUUUUUAAAUGUUUUUCUGCUGGUUUUCCAAUGAUUUCUGAUGACUUCGAUGAUAACUUGUCAGAUACUUUCCAUCAAAAGCGUUCACAGAUAAUAUUCCAAUCGAACAUAAUACACAUUUUCUACAAGCAAUGCUUUGAUUUUCUUUUUUGACAGUUUAUCCACUUUAAAACACAUUGUCGAUCUUUUUGCACCAAACACUUUUAUUUUACAAUUAUUUUUCUUUUUAAAAGUGUGUUUAAUAAAUAUGAUCACAUCCCAGUUUACUAAAAUGUUAAUAAACAUUUCACUUUUAAACUUCUGUGUACAUAAAUAAAUAAAAAUUAAAAAAAACA